Molecule: messenger RNA, 744 nt
Organism: Jatropha curcas
Lineage: Eukaryota; Viridiplantae; Streptophyta; Magnoliopsida; Malpighiales; Euphorbiaceae
Product: non-specific lipid-transfer protein 1
Biological process (GO): lipid transport
Molecular function (GO): lipid binding
Source: RefSeq, a predicted model, not a curated record
UAACGACGUCGUAAUAUGCACACUGGGGACCCACUUUCUCUUAUUGAGUUCUAUAUAAACAGCAAGCUCUUGCACCUUCAUGCUCACACUCAAUCCUUUCCGAAACUAGAAGAAGAAAGCUUGUCUUUGAAUACUUAUCAUUCAUCAACAAUGGCAGGUCUUAAGUUACUUAGCAUUUUGGUUCUCUGCAUGUUUGUCGCUGCGCCUAUAACAGAGGCCAUAACAUGUGGACAAGUGAGCGGUGCCCUGGCUCCAUGCAUUAACUACCUGAGAACAGCAGGUGCCAAAGCUCCACCGCCGAAUUGCUGCAAUGGAGUGAGAAGCAUCAACUCUGCUGCAAAAUCGACCCCUGACCGCCAACAAGCAUGUCAGUGCUUGAAACAAGCAGCAGCAAGCGUCUCUGGUAUCAUCCCUACGAACGCUGAGGCUCUUCCUGGUGCUUGCAGCGUCAACAUUCCUUACAAGAUCAGCCUCUCCACUAACUGCAACAAUGUCAGGUGAGUUAUACAUGGAGCAGAGUUCGAUUUUCAGGCCUGGAGAUCAGGUAGCGUAAGAAGAAUAAGAGGGAGAGAGAGGAUAAUGGUGUCUCCACUUUAGCGAGUCUCCGUUUCUCUUUAAUUACUACUGUUUUCUCUGUAUGUUUUUGUUGUAAUUUUUACUAUUUGGUGUUUGCGUCUUUGGGUCUAUUGUACUGUCUGUGUUAUUAAUGAUAUCUAUCUACGUUUCUGAUAAGAUUUCUAUUUU